AUGGAUGAGUGGCGAGCUAUCUCCCACUUCACCAACCCAACAGUGCCUACGUCUGCGACACCACCGGCCCCGUCGACGAAGGACAUACAUCUAGGUGUCGCCAUCAUCCACACCACAGCGGCAGUAUUCGAAUUCGCAAUCGUCCUCGACGAGGCCGACGCCGAAGGUCCUUCCCCAUUCUAUCACCCUCGACGUCCGUCCACUGUAUUUGCUUUGAGCACGAACGACCACGGGCCUCGCAAGGUUCAGGCACGGCCCUGUCUUCUCCGCAACUUCCACAAGGGCGCGGACGGGAGCACAUGGCAAGAAUCCGAGGUGAAGUCCUACCACGAUUUCCCUCUAGGGGUCGUCUUGGGUGUCCUUCACAUCACAUCUUACAGCAAGCACGGUGGAACAGCAAUAGCGAACAUCGCUUUCCUCUUGACUACGCUGAUGGAUGCUAGCUUUGUGGAUCCUGAGGGGUCCUCUAUCCAUUGGGUUUCUGCCGUCUUAGCGAGGCUCAAGCUUCCUAUCAUCAACUGCGGGAAGCCGGUUCAAAGCUCGUACAUACUCGAAGAUGUCGAUGAGAAGACGGUGGAGUAUAUGGCGGUCCGCUUCGCGCAUCUGAGCUGGUUGGCUCGAAGGCUCCGGGACUAUGAACCGCCAAAGGAUCGACAGGCCGCGAUCUUUCACUCUUUCGUCGAUGCUACAGACGGAGACCCAAAGAAGCGUCCUUUAUUUGUUUAUCCGAAGACCUCCCUGGCGGAGAGAUUGCAUAUCUGGGGGAUCCAGGUCUACUAG
Messenger RNA from Stereum hirsutum FP-91666 SS1, 780 nucleotides. RefSeq lists its product as uncharacterized. The record is from RefSeq and is a predicted model, not a curated record. The transcript is spliced from 2 exons. Bases 1 to 780 code for a protein of 259 amino acids. NCBI's taxonomy places the organism in Eukaryota, Fungi, Basidiomycota, Agaricomycetes, Russulales, Stereaceae.